AUGCAGCGGCGCCUGCGGCUUCGCUGCGCAGGCCAGAGACCGCAGCUCCCCCGCCUGGGGACCCCCUCCCUUUGGGGGCCCCCCCCCUCUGCUUCUCCAACAGCAGCAGCAGCAGCAGCAGCAGCAGCGGGAAAGGACUGCAGCAAAGGCCCCCGCGGGGCCCCCAACUGCGCAGGCCCUGCUGCAGCAGCAACGCGCCCUCUGUCUUAUAUCUCUCGUCUCUUCCGCAAUUUCCUUCCUGGCUCUGCAGCAGGGGGCCCACCUGAGGGGCCCCUACAGGUAGGGGGGCCCCCCUGGGGCCCCCAGAAGGGUCCGGGGGGCCCCGAAGAGGCCCCAGGGGGCCCCCCGGGGACGCUGCCCGGAGAGCCACCCGCAGCAGCCCCUGCUGCUGCUGCUGCUGAAGCGGGCCUCGCAAAGCUUUCCGGGGCAGCCCUGGGACCAAUACCUGCAGCAGCAGCAGCAGCACGUGCAGCAGCAGCAGCAGCUACUGCUGCGCCUGCUGCUGCUGCGGACGGGGCCCAGCGGCAGACGGAAGCAGCAGAAGGUGCAGCGCCAACAGCACGCUUGCGAGGAGCAGCAGCAGCAGCGCCAGCAGCAGCCACAGCGGCAGUAGCAGCAGCAGCUGCAGCAAACCGCACCGAUGCUGCAGCAGGGCCGCAGCAGGGAUGGAGGAGUGACCGCGGGGGGCCCCCAAGCAGCAGCAUUUUGGUCAGGGGGCCCCUGCUUAGUGGGGGCCCCCCGAGGGGGCCCCUCUCUAGUGGGGGCCCCCGGAGGGGACCCCUGCCGCAGAUCUCUGUUGCUGCUGAAGUUGUUUUGAGGCCCCCGCCGACUUCGCUGCAGCUGCUGCGCGCGCGGCUGCCCGCAGCAGCAGCACCAGCAGCAGCAGCAGCAGCAGGAACAGUAGGCCCCUUCUCAGGCUUUUUGGACAGCAGCGGCAGCAGCAGCAGCAGCAGCGGCGGCAGCAGCAGGGGUCAGUCAGAACUGCCUUUGUUCGGAUUUCGCGCAGGUGGGGCUGAUGACCCUGCAGCAAGCAUGUGCUAUAGCCAGCAGCAGCAGCAGCAACAGCAGCAAGCAGCAGCAAUGGACCUAUUCAAAGGCAGCGCUGCAUUGCUGCAGCAGCAGCCAGUGGUCUUGCCUGACAGUGAGACGGCUAUCUACAGCGCGAGGGUGCAGGAAGCACUGAAGCAGCUGCAGCAACAGCAGCAGCAGCAGCAGCAGCAGCAGCAAGUGCCUCCAGGCAGGAAUCGAAAAGCUGCUGCUGCAGAGAGCCCCACAGGGCCGCAGCAGCCGUCAGUCCAGCUGGCGCUGCAGAUGCUGCGGCAGCAAGCUUCUUCAGGCAAAGUAGCAGCAGCAACAACAACAGCAACAGCAGCAGCAGCAGCGGCCGCAGCAGCAGCAGCAGCAACUGCAGCAGCAGCAGCAGGCGAGCCAUUAAAGAGAAUGUCCCUCAGGAAGGCUGCGCACCUUCAGGAGCAGCUGCAGGAGCAGCUGCAGCAGCAGCAGCUGCUGCUGCAGCAGCAGCAGCAGGAACGGAUCGAAGCUGUUGCACGGGCAGUGCGCCAGUAUGACGCUGUGAGGCUCCCCCCUCCCAUCAGCAGCAGCACCAGCGCCGAUGCAGCAGCAGCAGCAGCAGCAGCAGACCCAGCAGCAACUGAUGUUUUCGGUGACCCGCAGCAAAACCCUGCUGCCGUGCUGCAGUCAGCUCUUGGGGCCCUAGAGGCGAGUGUGCUGCAGGGGGUCUCCACUGCAGCAGCAGCAGCAGCAGCAAAAGGCAGCCCAGCAACAGAAACGAGCCCGACAGCAGCAGCAGCAUCAGAACCAGCCUCAACGGCAACAGCAGCAGCAGCAGCAGCAACCCCAGCAGCAGCAGCAGCAGCUGGCGCUAGCAGCGACUUGCGGGUCGAGCUGCUGAGCCACCUCUCCUGGAUCCGCUGGGCCCUUAAGCGAGUGGGAGUUGCUGCUGUGGGGCCCCUUGAGCUGCUGCUGCAGCGCGCAGCAAAACAGCUGCGGGGCCCCAAGGGGGGCCCCCAGGGGGGCCCCCCGCUGCAGCCUAGGCUGAUCUCUAGGCGGCUGGCGACUCCUUGUCUAUUUGCCCUCAGGGAGUGGGUGGCGCAGCAGCAGCAGCUUGCUGCUGCUGAGCAGCAGCAGCAGCAGCUGCAGCAGCAGGAGGAGGAGGAGGAGCAGCAGCAGCAGCAGCAAGUUGCUGCUGCACUGGCUGAGCUGCUGCACAGAGCAGCAGAAGAGACCUUCCAGAAGCACGGCCUGGCCCUGCCCCGCAUUCAAACCCUCACAAGUCUUUUGCUAGAUGAAGCUUCUGCAGCGCGUUCGCAGCUGCUGCUGCUGCAGCAGCAGCAGCAGCAGCAGGAGCAGCAGCAGGCGCGGGCAGUGCCAGCCGCUGAUGAGGGUGCGGAGCCCACAGAAGGAAAGGCGAAGGAGCAGAGAGCGGCAGCAGCAGCAGCAACAGCAGAUCCAGCAGCAGCAGCAGCAGCAGAAGGCGACGCAGCAGAGCCGGACGCUGCAGCAGCUUAUCUCGAGUCCCUACGUAGCCAAGCUGCAGCACGGAGGCACCAGUUCCUGCUGGACUUUGCUCAGCAGCAGCAGCAGCAGCAGCAGCAGGAAAGCCUGCGUUCAGCGGCAGCAGCAGCUGCUGCACCUCCGCCACUCUCCCUCCUGCACCCAAGCGCCCCCGGGGCCCUCCUAGGGCCCCCCUUAGGGGCCCCCCAGGGGACCCCUAAGGGGGGCCCCCUGGGGGCCCCCAAGGGGGCCCCCAAGGGGGCCCCGGCAGGUUCUGGGGGCCCCCCCGGGGGGACCAUGGGGGCCCUGGACGCAAACAAUAUAACUGUGGCGCUGCUUGCUGCGCAUCUGCAGCAGCAGCCAGAAAGGGUACUGACCCUGGCGAAGGCGCUGCUGGAGGGGCCCCCGGGGGGCCCCCAGGUGACCCUGGGGUCCAGCUUGACUGAGGAGGAGGCGGAGUUCUUGAGUGAUGAGUUGAACUGCCUGCACAGGCUCAGACUCAGCAGCAGAACUGGACUGCAGCAGCAGCAGCAGCAGCAGCAGCAGCAGCAGCAGCAGCAGCAGUGGAGGGCGCCCCCGGUCGUUGCUGUGCUCGGCCAUGUCGACCACGGCAAAACCACCCUCUUGGACGCCCUGCGCAGGUCGAGUGUGGCGUCCACUGAAGCUGGGGGCAUCACCCAGACGGUGAGCAGCAGCAGCUUCAGCCUGCCCUGCUCCGCCCCCCCCCCGCAGCAGCAGCAGCAGCAGCAGCAGCAGCAGGUGACCUGCGUGGACACGCCGGGGCACGCAGCCUUCGCGUCGAUGCGGCGGCGGGGAGCAGCAGCAACAGACAUUGCGCUGCUGGUGGUUGCUGGAGAUGAAGGAGUAAAACCCCAAACUUUGGAAAGUUUGAAAUUAAUAAAAGACAAAAAUAUUCUUUCCAUUGUUGUUGUCACCAAGAUGGACAGGCCGGGCGCCAGCGUCGAACGCGUGAAGAAGCAGCUCGGGGCUCUGGGCGUUGUGAGCUACGAAGACGGCGGCGAUGUCCCGUUUGUGGGCGUGAGUGCGAAAACUGGAGAAGGGCUGGAGGAGUUGGGUGCGGCGAUUUCGCUGCUGGCGGGGUCAUUGGACCAUUUGCUGCUGCCGGGCCCGCCGCCCUGGGGGGCCCCAGGGGGGCCCCCGGGGGGCCCCCCGGGGGGCCUCCCGGGGGCCCCCGCGAGGGGCCUCGUGCUGGACUCUGUAGUGGACCCUAGCCGGGGCCGUCUUCUCCGCGUCAUUGUCCGUUCGGGGUACUUCAGAGAAGGCUCUUGGGUGGCUCUGCCCCGCAGAAGCUUCCAACUCCCCCAGCCCUCCGAUCUCCACCGCCUCAUUCAUUCCUGCAACAGUCACCCGCAGGGCCUCCCCGGGGCCCCCCGGGGGUGGGGCCCCGGGGAGGCCCUGCGGGUGACUGUUGCAGGAAUGAAUGAGGCGGUGGAGAUCGGAGGGCUGGGGGAGUUGGAAGCUUCUGCGGGGCAGCUGGUGAUGCAGACAAAGACGCAGCAGCAGGCAGCAAAGCUUGCUGCUAUGGCGCAGCGGGCCUUGGAGGCGCGGUCCCUGCAGAAGCAGCAGGAAGGAGAAGCGCUGGAGGCCACAGUGUGGCGCGCGGAGCAGCUGCGGCACUCCGGCAGCAGCUUGCUGCCCGAGGUGGCGCUGGUGCUGAAGGCAGCAGACCAGGGCAGUCUGGAGGCAGUGGUCCACUGGUUAGCAGCAAAGAACCAGUGGACCAGGCAGCAGCCCGCGCUGCCUGCUGCAGUGCAGCAGGCGCUGGCCCGGGCCGCAGCCGCAGCAGCAGCAGCAGCCCCGCCAGCAGCAGCAGCAGCAGCGGCGCAGCAGGGGGGGGGGCCCCCGGGCAGCAGCAAAGAGGCGCUGCAGCAGCAGCUGCUGCUGCAGUGGAGGCCCCUUAGAGUGGUCAAGUCCGGUGUGGGGCCCGUCAGCCCCUCCGACGCCAACUACGCCAAACUCACGGGGGCCCUCUUGAUAGCCUUCGGCGUUCCCUUUCUUGAAAACGUUGGCCAGCUGGCGGAGGAGUGGGGCGUGCCCGUGCGGAGCCACAGCGUGGUGUACCGGCUGUUUGAGGACUUGGAGUUGAUUUCGGACUUUCACUUCGGCAGCAAGUUUGUGCUGCAGCAAACAGCUCGUGCUGCAGUGACUCGCGUGGGCUUUUACUCUUUGAAGAAGAAAAAGGGGGGCCCCCAAGUUGUUCUGGGCCUCGAGGUCAAACAGGGGGCCCCCAGCACUCACCACCUUUACUCUUUGAUUCGGGACGGGAAGACACUGGUGGAGGGCCUGAAGGUGAAGUCGAUGCAAAAAAGCAAAGAGGCAGUCUCGAGUUUGCCGAAAGGAAGCCGCGACGGCGCAGUCAUUUUCGACAGCGACUUUGAGGGCUUUCGAGAAGGCGACGUGUUGGUGGCUUUUGAAGAAAAAGAAAAGAAGCCUCCGGCCUUUUUGCCGCAGCAGCAUUUCAUGAAGACUUCUUAA
Molecule: messenger RNA, 5010 nt
Organism: Eimeria tenella
Lineage: Eukaryota; Apicomplexa; Conoidasida; Eucoccidiorida; Eimeriidae
Product: elongation factor Tu GTP-binding domain-containing protein, putative
Exons: 10
Coding region: 1-5010 (1669 amino acids)
Molecular function (GO): GTP binding; GTPase activity
Source: RefSeq, a predicted model, not a curated record